Messenger RNA from Musca domestica (house fly), 848 nucleotides. RefSeq names its product gamma-glutamylcyclotransferase-like. Gene Ontology annotation, molecular function: gamma-glutamylcyclotransferase activity. NCBI's taxonomy places the organism in Eukaryota, Metazoa, Arthropoda, Insecta, Diptera, Muscidae. The transcript is spliced from 4 exons. The record is from RefSeq and is a predicted model, not a curated record. The coding region runs from base 83 to 790 and encodes 235 amino acids.
CAGACUAAUUAUUUAAUUUGAAAAUUAGAACCGGCACCAGAACUAGUUUUUAUAACUAAAGAAAGGGUGAUUUCGCCAAAUCAUGCAGAAUUUGGGAAUCAUGUUAUCAGUUUCAAAUUUUUGCUUGAAGAGAUCGCUUAGGGAGAUAAACGCCAUACGUACAUUGUCCGCUGUGUUUUGUGCCCCCUCCGAUUCGGACAAAAUGAAGGAGAUACGCAAAUUACCGGAAGUUCAUGGCGAAAAAUUCUAUUAUUUUGGAUUUGGCAGUAAUAUGUUGACCAAACGCAUUCACAUACAAAAUCCAACGGCAGUGAAAAUUGGACCGGGGAAAUUGGAGAACUAUCGCUUGGAUUUCAAUGAUUACUCUGGAAACUGGGAUGGAGCCCCAGCCACAAUUGUGCCACAUGAAAAUCGGACCGUUUGGGGUACAGUGUGGGAAAUCGAUUUGUCCAAUCUGGAUGACAUUGAUCACCAAGAAGGCGUCCACGAGGGCAUGUACGAGGCUAAAAGUGUACCAGUAACCUUGAAAUCAAACAACGAAGUUAUCAUGUCACGAGCCUAUCUAUUAACAGAACAACCUGAAAGUGAUUUUGAAGCAAUGUCAAUGCAAGAGAUUCCUGCCAAGAGAUUGCCCUCCAAAACGUACAUCCAGUGUUUGGUGAAAGGUGCCGUAGAAUCGGAAAUUGAUGGUGAAUAUGUGGAAUGGCUGAAGUCCUUGAAGCAUAAUGGCAAGGUGGCUGAGAAAAUGUCAAAUUAUUUGGAAUUAGCAAAUAUUGAAUUGAAAUCGUAGGAGUAUUAAAACUGUUUGGUGGAUAGUGAAAUAAAUCGUAUGUUGUGAUCGAUCGAAA